AUGGGAAGCACAGCAAUGGAUUCUAAGAAGAAGGAUGCAAAGAGGAAGAGUACACGGAAAAGAAGAACGCUUCGGUUGAACAUGCCGGAUCUGAGCUCAUUUGCCAUGCCCUUCCUGGAGGGAGAUGCUGACCCCACAGAGAGAGACAGUGUGCGAAAGGGAGAGGUGAGCUGUCACUCAGCCAGUCCAACCAAAGGUUUCUUUGCCCGGGGUCCGUUCAGCCGGCCUUCCAGUCCCCUGUCUGCCCCAGCCAGGUCCAGGAACAGCCCGGGAUCGCCCAAAACCAUCUUCCCGUACCCCUCCCACCAGGACUCCCCACCCAAGUCACCCCGUCGCCUGAGCUUCCACGGAAUUUUCCGUUCCUCCUCCAAGGACUCUUCCAAUGCUUCAGCCUCCACCUCAACCUCCACCUCUCCCGUCAGUAUCAAACUCUUCUCCCGUGCCAGAAAAGCCUCUGGAAUCUCCUCGCCACCCACCACUCCGACGCAAGUGACCAAACAACCAUCAUCAUUCCCUCCGGAGGCAUCCCGCAAUGAGCCCGACAGGCCAGAGGAGCGGCUGCGCUCGUAUUCCUCCCCCCUGGACACGGGCCAGCGGUUUGGCCUGUCCUAUGCCAAGCCACCACUCACCCCUUCUUCUACCCCCAUCUCUACCUCACGAACGGUCCACGGUUUAACUGAAGGCAUGCUGGAGAAACUUGACAUAGAGGAUGAAGCUGUUGAAGAAUCUGAGAGUGAUAUUUAUAUGCGCUUUAUGAAGUCACACAAGUGCUAUGACAUUGUUCCUACCAGCUCUAAGCUAGUGGUCUUUGACACUACACUGCAGGUUAAGAAGGCCUUUUUUGCCUUGGUGGCCAACGGUGUCCGUGCAGCCCCGUUAUGGGAGACAAAGAAACAGAGCUUUGUGGGAAUGUUAACCAUCACAGACUUCAUCAACAUACUGCACAGAUACUACAAGUCACCCAUGGUACAAAUCUACGAGCUCGAGGAACAUAAAAUAGAGACGUGGCGAGAGCUCUAUCUUCAAGAAACGUUUAAGCCUUUAGUGAACAUAUCGCCCGAUGCAAGCAUAUUUGAUGCAGUGUAUUCACUGAUCAAGAACAAGAUUCACCGGUUGCCCGUUAUCGACCCCGUCACUGGGAAUGCACUUUAUAUCCUCACACACAAGAGGAUCCUCAAAUUCCUUCAGCUUUUUGUGUGUGAGAUGCCGAAACCGGCAUUUAUGAAGAAGACACUGGAGGAACUGGGCAUCGGCACCUACAGCAACAUCGCCUUCAUCCACCCCAACACGCCCAUCAUCAAAGCCCUCAGCAUCUUUGUGGAGAGGAGGGUGUCGGCACUGCCCGUGGUAGACGAGUCAGGAAAAGUUGUUGAUAUUUAUUCCAAAUUCGAUGUCAUUAACCUUGCUGCUGAAAAGACCUACAAUAACUUGGACAUCAGCGUGACUCAGGCCCUGAGACAUCGCUCCCAGUACUUUGAGGGAGUCAUGAAGUGCAACAGACUGGAGACACUGGAGACCAUUGUUGAUAGGAUAGUCAAAGCAGAGGUGCACAGGUUGGUGGUGGUGGAUGAGAACGCCAGCAUCGUGGGCAUUGUCUCUCUGUCUGAUAUCCUACAGGCACUGGUGCUCACUCCAGCAGGAAUGAAUAGGAAGGAGAACACGGCAGAGGCGGAGACUGAAACACAGGUAGGGGCGGAGACUGAAACACAGAUAGAGGCGGAGACUGAAACACAGAUAGAGGCGGAGACUGAAUCGCAGGUAGAGGCUGAGACUGAAUCGCAGGUAGAGGCGGAGACUGAAUCGCAGGUAGAGGCGGAGACUGGAAUGCAGGUAGAGGCAGAGACUGGAAUGCAGGUAGAGGCGGAGACUGGAAUGCAGGUAGAGGCGGAGACUGGAAUGCGGGUAGAGGCGGAGACUGCAGCACAAGGAGAGGCGGAGACUGUGACAGAAGCAGAGGUAGAUGCUGCGGAGGAACCAGAGACGGAUACCGGGGCAGAAAUCGAGGCGGAAACUGGGACAGAAACGCGGGUGGAGACUGGGGCGGAAGCAGAGGCAGAGAAUGGGGCUCACAUGGAGGCAGAGACUGGGGAGGGAACUGGGGCGGAGACUGGGGCUGAAACAAAGGCGGAGCCUGGGGCGGAGGCAGAAGCAGAGGGGAAGGGUGAAGUAGAAGCAGAGUGAUGCUGCAUUUUCCGGGGGGGACAGAUGAGACAUGUGAUGCUGCUGUAAGAGCCUGGAGCUGGAGGUGGAGUUGUGGUUGUGGUGGAGAACUGGCAGUAUCCUGGCCACAGAGGAGUGGCAGAGGAAAGUAUGAGCGCAAGGGCGUGAACCAUGUACUGAUGAAAAAUGGUAAAUGAAUUGGCCUCAGGGGCAACUGCGUGGACCACAAGGAAUCACUUCCACAGAGGGCUACUGUUUUAUCUCUGCCUCUUAAUCUUGUGCUAGAGCAAGCACCCAUAUGAUAACCCACAUCGUUGCUAGAAUGCACCAUCUGAUGUCGUCUCUGUGGUAUAACUCGCAGAUAGACCUAAGACUCUACUCUUCUCU
Molecule: messenger RNA, 2547 nt
Organism: Chanos chanos (milkfish)
Lineage: Eukaryota; Metazoa; Chordata; Actinopteri; Gonorynchiformes; Chanidae
Product: 5'-AMP-activated protein kinase subunit gamma-1
Exons: 16
Coding region: 1-2181 (726 amino acids)
Biological process (GO): protein phosphorylation; regulation of catalytic activity
Cellular component (GO): cytoplasm; nucleotide-activated protein kinase complex; nucleus
Molecular function (GO): AMP binding; protein kinase regulator activity; protein kinase binding
Source: RefSeq, a predicted model, not a curated record